Messenger RNA from Myripristis murdjan (pinecone soldierfish), 6501 nucleotides. RefSeq names its product sodium bicarbonate cotransporter 3-like. Bases 84 to 3881 code for a protein of 1265 amino acids. Gene Ontology annotation, biological process: bicarbonate transport; monoatomic anion transport; regulation of intracellular pH. Gene Ontology annotation, molecular function: sodium:bicarbonate symporter activity; solute:inorganic anion antiporter activity; monoatomic anion transmembrane transporter activity. Gene Ontology annotation, cellular component: plasma membrane; apical plasma membrane; basolateral plasma membrane. The record is from RefSeq and is a predicted model, not a curated record. Lineage: Eukaryota; Metazoa; Chordata; Actinopteri; Holocentriformes; Holocentridae. The transcript has 26 exons.
GCACAGUUUAGUGUGAGGACUCAAGUGUCACCAAACUCGGUCUGCGCUGUUCAUCACCGGUUAAGCGGCACAAGGCAGGUGAAAUGGAUGAACCCACCGAGCAAAUGAGGCCCCUCUUGCGAUCGGGUCUAGAUGAGGAGGCCAUAGUUGACCAUGGGAAGACCAGCUCCACCACCCACACAAACUAUGAGAUGGAGGAAUUGGAAAGCCACAGGGCGGUGUACGUUGGUGUCCAUGUUCCCCUUGGAAGGGAGAGUAAGCGCAGGCACCGCCACCGAGGACACAAACACCACCGCAAGAAGAGAGAGAAAGACUCUGAGGAGGGGAAGGAGGAUGGCAGGGAGUCCCCUGCUAAUGACACACCAUCCCAGCGGGUCCAGUUCAUCCUGGGCACAGAGGACGAUGACCUGGAGCACGUCCCGCACGAUCUCUUCACUGAGCUGGACGAGCUCUCCUUCAGAGAUGGCAGUGCCACUGAGUGGAAGGAGACUGCCAGAUGGCUCAAGUUUGAGGAGGAUGUAGAAGAUGGUGGGGAGAGGUGGAGUAAGCCCUAUGUAGCCACACUGUCGCUGCACAGCUUGUUUGAACUGCGUAGCUGUAUACUCAACGGCACCGUCAUGCUGGACAUGAGGGCCAACAGUAUUGAGGAAAUCGCCGACAUGGUGAUAGACAACAUGGUGGCAUCAGGCCAGCUGAAGGAAGACCUGCGUGAGAAGGUGCGGGAAGCCAUGCUGAAGAGACACCACCACCAGAACGAGAGGAAGCUCAGCAACCGCAUCCCUCUGGUGCGCUCCAUCGCUGACAUAGGCAAGAAACAUUCUGACCCGCUCUUGCUUGACAGAAAUGGAGAGGGGCUGUCCUCUUCGCGUCUCUCUCUCCAGAAGCCAGGGGCAGCCUCCUCCUCCAACCUGUCCCAGAGGCGCGAGUCCCGGGUCUCCGUCCUCCUCAACCACCUCCUGCCCUCUUCCUCCUCCAACACUGGGCCCUCCCCAGGCCCUUCUCCCUUCACCACCCCCCAAAACACCCCCCCUUCCCUUCGACGUUCCUCCCAGACUGCUUCACACACCCCUGGCCCAGGCCCCGGCCCCCAGGGCAUCCCAGAAGUGGUGGUGUCGCCCCCCGAGGAUGACGACCCACCAGCUUCUGCAGAGGAAGAGGGGGCUGCGCCGCAUCUCAGCUGGCGAGCAUCCUCGGAAUCCCAGGACCUCCAGCUGCUGCCCUUAGAAGGACCACUGGUGUCUCCAAACUCUGUCCCCAACAACCUGGAUGGUAACAAGACAGCGGAGAGGAGGCCAUCCAAAGCAGGGGUCAGUAGAGAAAGCAGCAGUGUCGACUUCAGCAAGGUCGAUAUGAAUUUCAUGAAGAAGAUUCCUCCAGGUGCUGAGGCCUCCAACGUGCUGGUGGGGGAAGUGGACUUCCUGGAGAAGCCCAUAAUUGCCUUUGUGCGAUUGGCCCCUGCUGUCCUUAUCACUGGCCUCACUGAGGUGCCAGUACCCACAAGGUUCCUGUUCCUGCUGUUGGGUCCUCAUGGCAAAGGACCUCAGUACCAUGAGAUUGGCAGAUCCAUGGCCACACUCAUGACAGACGAGAUUUUCCAUGAUGUGGCAUAUAAGGCCAAAGAUCGAACGGAUCUACUCUCAGGAAUAGAUGAAUUCCUGGAUCAGGUGACUGUCCUGCCACCUGGAGAGUGGGACCCCACGAUCCGAAUUGAGCCCCCCAAGAAUGUCCCAUCUCAGAUGAAGAGGAAGAGGCCGUCCCAGCCCAACGGCACUGCGUCUCCAGCGGGGGAGCUGGAGAAGGAGGAGGACCAUCAUGGAGGGCCUGAGCUGCAGAGGACUGGCAGGAUAUUUGGUGGUCUGAUCCUGGAUAUCAAACGGAAGGCCCCGUUCUACUGGAGCGACAUCCGGGACUCCUUCAGUCUGCAAUGCCUGGCCUCCAUCCUCUUCCUGUACUGCGCCUGCAUGUCCCCUGUCAUCACCUUUGGAGGCCUGCUCGGCGAGGCCACAAAAGGCAACAUAAGUGCCAUAGAGUCUCUAUUUGGGGCGUCGCUGACAGGAGUGUCAUACUCCCUGUUCUCAGGGCAGCCCCUCACUAUUCUCGGCAGCACAGGGCCUGUUUUAGUCUUUGAGAAGAUCCUCUUCAAGUUCUGCAAUGACUACGGUCUGUCCUACCUGUCGCUGCGGACCAGCAUCGGCCUGUGGACGGCCUUUCUGUGCCUCGUCUUGGUGGCGACGGACGCCAGCUCCCUGGUCUGCUACAUCACCCGAUUCACAGAGGAGGCCUUCGCCGCCCUCAUCUGUAUCAUCUUCAUUUACGAGGCUCUGGAGAAGCUGUUUCACCUGGGAGAACACUACCCCGUCAACACGCACAACAACUUGGACAACCUCACCUUGUACUCGUGUCAAUGCUCUCCUCCAGUUAAUGCUACAGAUGAGCUCCUACAGAAGUGGAACCAGACAGGACACACACCAGACUCCAUACCCUGGAGCAGCCUCAAUGUGUCGAUGUGUAAACUGAUGCAUGGGGAGUUUGUGGGUUCAGCCUGUGGACACCACGGGCCCUACAUCCCAGAUGUCCUCUUCUGGUCCAUCAUCCUCUUCUUCACCACCUUCUUCCUCUCCUCCUUCCUAAAGCAGUUCAAAACAGAGAGAUACUUUCCCACCAAGGUGCGCUCCACCAUCAGCGACUUUGCUGUGUUUAUCACCAUCAUGAUCAUGGUGCUCGUGGACUAUCUGAUGGGCAUCCCAUCUCCUAAACUCAACGUCCCUGACCGCUUCGAGCCAACCUCAAAGAACCGCGGCUGGCUGAUCGACCCACUAGGAGAAAACCCCUGGUGGACACUGCUGGUGUCGGCACUUCCUGCCCUGCUCUGUACCAUCCUCAUCUUCAUGGACCAACAGAUCACUGCUGUCAUCAUCAACCGCAAGGAGCACAAACUCAAGAAAGGCUGUGGCUAUCACCUGGACCUGCUGAUAGUGGCAAUAAUGCUGGGUGUGUGUUCGAUCAUGGGCCUGCCCUGGUUCGUGGCUGCCACUGUCCUCUCCAUCUCCCACGUUAACAGUCUGAAGGUGGAGUCCGGCUGCUCCGCCCCAGGAGAACAGCCCAAGUUCCUGGGCAUCCGGGAGCAGCGAGUCACCGGGUUCAUGAUCUUUGUCCUCAUGGGUUGUUCUGUUUUUAUGACCUCGGUGCUCAAGUUCAUUCCCAUGCCAGUCCUGUAUGGAGUCUUCCUCUACAUGGGCGUCUCGUCACUAAAAGGCAUUCAAUUCUUUGACCGUAUCAAGCUAUUUGGCAUGCCCGCCAAGCACCAGCCUGAUCUGAUUUACCUGCGCUACGUGCCGCUGUGGAAGGUCCACGUCUUCACGCUGGUGCAGCUCACCUGUCUGGUGCUGCUGUGGGUCAUCAAGGCCUCUGCAGCAGCCGUCGUGUUCCCCAUGAUGGUUCUGGCGCUGGUCUUCGUCCGAAAGCUUCUCGACUUCUUCUUCACCAAGAGAGAGCUGAGCUGGCUGGACGACUUGAUGCCUGAGAGCAAGAAGAAGAAAGAGGAUGACAAGAAGAAAAAGACAGAGCGUGAGAAACGGGAGGCAGAGUCCAGGCUGCAGGAGGAGGAGGAGAUGGGGUUGAAGGUCUGCUACGACACCUCCAACCGACUCAACAUCCCAGUGAAAACACUCUCAGGGAGCUCUGAUUCUGAUCCCUUGGUUGUUAAUAUCUCUGAUGAAAUGGCCAAAAGCGGGGUGUGGAAAGCAGUGGUUUCAGGUGCAGACUCGUGUGCCCAACCCGUGAAGCGUAGUGAAAGCAGCCAGGAGAAGGUGGCCUGCGUUAGAGUCGACGUCAAUCCAGACACACCAGGAGGGAGCUCGACUGCCGAGACCUUCUUGUGAUGAAGGAGGCCUUCCCUCCCCAUACAUUGUCCCACACAACACUUCACCCCACUGGCGGGCACCAUCUUAGUGGGGAGAGGGGGCAUGGCGCUGGAGCCUGCCUGGAGCCUGGUGCCCCCCUCCUCAGGGCAGCAGACGAGCUCACAGGGGCUGCGAGUCCUCCUCCACUCGAGUCCCUCCUCUCCGGUGCACAUCCAACUGACUGCCAGGCAGCACGGUGCACAUCUCUGAAGAAUGAGCCAACUCUGCUGUUACUGCCCACCGAAGCUCACUGUUUUGGAACCUUUAAAAAAUACAUAAAUAAAUAACUGUCUGGUGAAUCGCUGUCACCUACCAUGACUGCAGAUGCCAAAGGAAGGGGCCUCACUGGUGCGGAUCUUGGAUUGUUGUUGUGAAUGCUUGAAUUGAAUUUUAAGUUCUAACCCAGUGUAUAUUUUAAUUUCAAUUUUACCAUUUCUUGUUUUGUUCAUCCAUCAUCAUUUUAGCAGAUCAUAGUACUGUACAUCUUGGGUUCAUUUUAGCUCACAUCGUGAGCUGUCCUGCACUGUCUCCAGUUUCUGUCUUGUUGUUUGUUUGUUUUGUUAGGUAUUGUUUUGAGGGUUGGAGGGUGAGUGGGGGCCAAGUGAGGGGUACAGAUUGUAUUUUUAAACUAAUGACACCAGCUUCUAAACCCAUUUAUUAAAGCCAUUCAGUUCCUGUCAGUGCCAAUUGAUUAUACUCCAUAGCUAUUCUGGUACAGUUACUGACAUGAACCAAAACAAAGGUACAUCCAGAUAAAUAUUACUCUUGCUACUACCAGAACUACUACUACUGCUCAUCAGUUGAAGGAUCAAAUUAUCAGUCAUCUCUCCUGAUGCCAGGGGACUACUCAGUAUUGAUAUUGCUGCUUAAACGUUGGUCAGUUGAUUUCUAGUUGAACGUUACCGUUCAGAUAUGCUGUUAUCAUUUUGUGUAUAUUCUUUUCAUUUGUAACCUUACUGAAAACCUAUUUCAGAGGCCAUACGACGUCAUUGUACUGUACAGUAAGCACUUUGGAUGCAUUUGCCUGUAGAUUAUAGUUUCUUACCUACAAUGGCCUGUAGUGUAUUAUGUUUGAAAAGGUGACUUCUCCUCCCACAGAGUCCAUCGAGCUGUUGUUCAAAUGUCUGUUGAAGAGCUCAGGAAUCGGGGAUGAUUUCUGACCGGUUACACUCAAUAUAUUAUUUUUUUUUUUCACAACUCAAGGCAGCACCAACUGUCCAGUGUGUUUCUUUCAUUGCUGGGAUCACAACUAUUUUGAUAACUAAAUAAUAGCAAAAUAUUGUGAGGUGCAAAAUAAAAAGAAAAUAUUCGUAACCCCAAUCAGCUGCACCUGUUUUUAUACUGUCUGUAUCUUUGUGUUUGUAACGUGGUGUAAAGAUAAAUUGAUAUGUUCGGCAGUACAGAUGUCAUUUUAUGCAAAAUAUUUCUACAGUAUUGGUAAAAAACCUAUUUAUGUAUUCCAUUGAGUUGUUUUCUCAUUUUGCUAAGUGCAGUCCUGUUUUAGCAAUAAGUAUUCAAUACCAUGCAAUGUAUGGAUUGAUAAACCUAGCCGAUGACCAGGUGAAGAGCAAGUUAUCCAUUUUGUGUCUGUUUCAUUGGCUCUGUUGAUGUGUAGCUACAGUGACUAUAUGGACAAAUAGCUUACGUGCCUUGUCAAAGCUCUUUGUGUGCAAGUCUUGUGUUGAUAAUUUAAAUGUUCAAAAACAAAAUGUACAGGUACACACGUGGCACCAGAAACGCCAAAGACAGACCAUCACUUUACAAGAGUUAAUCUGUAGACAGUUUGUCUGUUGUUGUGUUGAGUUUAUGUGAAAGUCGUAGCCUGAGCCACACCGACAUCUGAAAUGAUGUGAGUCAAACACCAACUUCUCUUCCAUUUAUAAAUGUACUUCAAAAUGAUUUGUGUGUGUGUUUUACUGUCACAGCUGUAGUUUUUGCUCACAAGCUGAAAGCUCUGUAAUCCGUAUUGAGGUACUCAUUUUUUUUGACAGGUCGGUGAAUGUUAAACUAUUGUACCUUCAAUAUCAAUAAUCAAAUCUUGGACAUUUUGCAGAACUUUUUUUUCGUUCCUAAAAGCAAAAUGUGAUCUUUAUUUUGAAUUCAAUCUUUGUAUAUUUGACAAUAUUUGUCAUUUCACAGGUUGUUUUUCCCUAUAGGCCUAUAUAUUGUGCGUUUUCAUCCGUGCACCUCUGUAAUCCAUGUUGAACAUCAGUGAUGUAGUGGUAGACUACACGGUGGGUUAACCAUUAUGGUCAGUGAUUCCUAUCAAGUGAACCACCACCUACCAAAAAUGAUGUACUUGUAAUUUCAGAAUAGUAUUAAUGUUUUAUUUUGGUAUAAAAACCCUAUUUUCAUGUGACAUAAGUCUGAUACUUACUACAAAAAUGUACACUCUGAAUGAAGAUCAUAUAUUAGCUUAUAUAGGUGGAUAAAUCAUACCAACAAAACAGUGGAGUUUCCCUCCACCACACAUCUCUCUGACAUACCUUAGAGACACGUGACAUCAGUGAAGCUCUUAGCAUCCUGCUGUUAGCCUGAAUGAUGACUUUUUUUGUAAUGGCCGAUUGGUGCAAAGCAAUAAAAGUAUACAAAUGGUGAA